Molecule: messenger RNA, 691 nt
Organism: Nicrophorus vespilloides
Lineage: Eukaryota; Metazoa; Arthropoda; Insecta; Coleoptera; Silphidae
Exons: 5
Coding region: 52-669 (205 amino acids)
Biological process (GO): sensory perception of taste
Cellular component (GO): membrane
Source: RefSeq, a predicted model, not a curated record
AUAAGAGGGAUAACUUUGAUUUAUCCAUCUGCAGAAAUCACAAUUCUUAUUAUGUUAACAUCUCUGAUAGUCAGCAAAUUCAACAACCUAUACGACGCGACGAAUUUAGCUCUACAAGUAUGUACAACUACUGGAAACACGAGUGCCCUUGAACAAGUGUCGUUAACUCAUCAACAAAUCAACGGGGCCUUAAAGGAAAUCAACAGGUGUUUUGGUAUUCAAAUGCUAAUGGGGAUUACCUCGAGCUUAUACACGACAAUCUAUUACUUAUACCGUAUAUGCACCAUCAACUACAUUAAGACGCACAGCAAUCCUCAUGAGCAAAUCCAUUACUUCUUGAGUCUUCUGUACCGCUCCUGCAAAUUAAUUAUUUAUACAGUGCUUGGACACAACAUAAGCAAUUCGUCCAAAAAACCUCUUGAAGCCUUUCAGAACACGAGAAUUCUGCAAUUCCCCUCUAAAACACUGGAACAGAUACAACUGUUGGUUAUUUUGUGGCAAGGACAGCAGGCUACACUUUCAGGAUUUAGUGUUGUUAAUAUAGGACCUUGGUUAUUGGCUCCUAUUGUUGGAAACGUUAUUACUUAUUUGCUAGUGGCCCUGCAGUUUCAAAAUAGCGGCCCCGAUAUUUCACAAAACGUUUCCGCUUAUCUCGAAUACGUGCUAUGAUUAUUUUCGAACAAAUUCUCUC